Molecule: messenger RNA, 855 nt
Organism: Funneliformis geosporum
Lineage: Eukaryota; Fungi; Glomeromycota; Glomeromycetes; Glomerales; Glomeraceae
Source: the annotation of a GenBank genome assembly
AUGUCAUAUGUUACAUCUAAACGGCGGCCCGAGUUAUUUCAUGUUGUCUUACUAUUCGUAGCAACUAUAAUUUUAUCGUUCUUUCUUGUGGAUCCUAUUUAUCCAUUCCCUGAAUCUGUUAUAUCUGGAGAUCCGUGGUGGAGAUAUGACCCUUUAAUUGUUAUCGUCACUGUUAUAGAUGAUACAACUUCUGACGGAAAUAACAAGGCUGAAAUGAUUGUGAAUAAUUUAACAUCUAGUGAUUAUUUUAAGGAAGCCGGUAUUCAAAAUAAAAUUAUUUAUGCUGAUAAAUAUGGAUAUGAAUUGGUUAUUAAAGGAUCUUGGGGACAUAUACCUGCUUUAUUAGAAACCAUGAAGGAAUAUCCAAAAUCUGAUUGGUUAUGGUGGAUGAAUUCGAAUAUAUUUAUCUCGAACUAUUCGAUUAGCCUUUCGUCGAAUGUGUUGCGAAAUGUCACACAAGCCUCAUAUGCGGAUAGGCAAAUGUUGAUUGGAUACGAUUGUCAUGGCCUUAACACAGCAUCAUUUCUUAUACGUAAUUCUCCCUGGGCAAAAAAAUUUUUGGAAACAUUAAAUAAUCCUGGAUUAUACAAGGAUUUUGAAGAUGAAGAAACCGCUAUGCAAAUGUUGAUUGAUUUUGAAACUAUUGAAGUUGGUUCAAAGAUUUCAUUUGCUCCUUUGCGAACGUUGAACUCUUUACCGUUUAAACAUAAUUGUGGCAAUGAUGAGAAGUAUGUAUGGCAUAAGGAUGAUUUUGUUGUGAAUUUUACUGGAUGUGAGGAAGCAAAGGAAGAUUGUGAAAAACGAUUUGAAGAGAUUUUGUUACGCACAAAACUGGUAAAACAAGAAAAACUCUAG